Messenger RNA from Pedinophyceae sp. YPF-701, 2460 nucleotides. The record is from the annotation of a GenBank genome assembly. Lineage: Eukaryota; Viridiplantae; Chlorophyta; Pedinophyceae.
AUGUCCUCGAUGUACGUGGUCAAGCGCGACGGGCGGAAGGAGCCCGUCCACUUCGACAAGAUCACCGCGCGGAUCACCAAGCUCGCGUACGGCCUCAACAACGAGUUCUGCGAGCCGGUCGUGGUGGCGCAGAAGGUCACUGCGGGCGUGUACAAGGGCGUCACCACCGCGGAGCUCGACGAGCUCGCGGCCGAGACCGCCGCCGCGAUGACUGCGUCCCACCCCGACUACGCCACCCUCGCCGCCAGGAUUGCCGUGUCGAACCUGCACAAGAACACGCUCAAGUCGUUCUCCCAGACCGUGGACCUCAUGUACCACCACAAGAACGCGAAGAACGGCCAGCCCGCGCCGCUGGUCUCGGACGAGCUGCACCAGAUCGUCAUGGCCAACGCCGACCGGCUGGACGGCGAGAUCAUAUACGACCGCGACUACGACUACGACUACUUUGGGUUCAAGACGCUGGAGCGGUCGUACCUGCUGCGGAUCAACGGCAACGUGGUGGAGCGGCCGCAGCACAUGCUGAUGCGCGUGGCGCUGGGGAUCCACAUGACGGACCUGGAGUCGGCGCUGGCGACGUACCACCUGCUGAGCGAGCGGUGGUUCACGCACGCGUCGCCGACGCUGUUCAACGCCGGGACCGCGCGCCCGCAGCUGUCGUCGUGCUUCCUGAUCUGCAUGAAGGACGACAGCAUCGAGGGCAUCUACGACACGCUCAAGGAGUGCGCGAUGAUCAGCAAGUCGGCGGGCGGCAUCGGGCUCAGCAUCCACAACAUCCGCUCGACGCACUCGUACAUCCGCGGGACGAACGGGACGUCGAACGGCAUCGUGCCCAUGCUGCGCGUGUUCAACGACACCGCGCGCUACGUCGACCAGGGCGGCGGCAAGCGCAAGGGCGCCUUUGCCAUCUACCUCGAGCCGUGGCACGCGGACGUGUUCGACUGGCUGGAGCUGCGGAAGAACCACGGGAAGGAGGAGCAGCGCGCGCGCGACCUCUUCUACGGCCUCUGGGUGCCGGACCUCUUCAUGCGCCGCGUCGAGGCCAACGGCGAGUGGAGCCUCUUCUGCCCGCACGAGGCGCCCGGGCUCGCGGACUGCUGGGGCGAGGAGUUCGAGGAGCUGUACGCGCGGUACGAGCGCGAGGGCCGCGCGAAGAAGACCGUCAAGGCGCAGCAGGUCUGGUUUGCCAUCCUGGAGGCGCAGACCGAGACGGGCACGCCCUACAUGCUCUUCAAGGACUCGUGCAACCGCAAGUCGAACCAGCAGAACCUCGGCACGAUCAAGUCGUCGAACCUGUGCACGGAGAUCAUCGAGUACACCUCCAAGGACGAGACGGCCGUGUGCAACCUGGCCAGCAUCGCGCUGCCCCGGUUCGUGCGCGAGCGCGGCGCGGAGUCGCAGCGCACGAAGCUGCUCGGCUCGCUCCAGGCCCCGAACCGCUUCUUCGACUUCGACAAGCUGGCCGAGGUCACGCGGCAGGUCACGCGGAACCUGAACAAGAUCAUCGACGUCAACUUCUACCCCGUGGAGACCGCGCGGCGGUCCAACCUGCGCCACCGCCCCAUCGGGCUCGGCGUGCAGGGCCUCGCGGACGCCUUCAUCCUCCUCGGCCUGCCGUUCGACUCGCCCGAGGCCGUGCAGCUGAACAAGGACAUCUUCGAGUGCGUGUACCACGCGGCGCUGACGGCGUCGUGCGAGAUCGCGGAGCGCGACGGGCCGUACUCGACGUACGAGGGGUCGCCCGUCUCGAAGGGCGUGCUGCAGUUCGACAUGUGGGGCGUCAAGGAGAGCGAGCUCUCGGGCAAGUUCGACUGGGACAGCCUGCGCGCGCGGAUCGCGCAGCACGGCGUGCGGAACUCGCUGCUCGUCGCGCCGAUGCCGACGGCGUCGACGUCGCAGAUCCUGGGCAACAACGAGUGCUUCGAGCCGUACACGAGCAACAUUUACGUGCGGCGCGUGCUCUCGGGGGAGUUCACCGUCGUCAACCAGCACCUCCUCGCCGACCUGACCUCGAUGGGCCUCUGGACGCCCGAGCUGAAGAACCACCUCAUCGCGGAGAACGGCUCGGUGCAGAACCUCGACAUCCCCCCGCACCUCAAGGACCUGUACCGCACCGUCUGGGAGAUCAAGCAGCGCGCGCUCGUCGACAUGGCCGCCGACCGCGGCGCCUUCAUCGACCAGAGCCAGUCCUUCAACGUGCACAUGUCGGACCCCAACUUCGGCAAGAUUACCUCGCUGCACUUCCACGCCUGGAAGAAGGGCCUCAAGACGGGCAUGUACUACCUGCGGACGCGCGCCGCCGCGGACGCCAUCAAGUUCACCGUCGACGCGCAGGCGCUCAAGAAGACGCAGAGCACGCUGGCGGCCGGGGCGCAGGGCGGGGCGGCCAAGCAGGAGGAGGAGCGCGCGGCGAUGGUCUGCUCGCUCGCCAACAAGGACGAGUGCCUCAUGUGCGGCGCGUAG